Molecule: messenger RNA, 2544 nt
Organism: Varanus komodoensis (Komodo dragon)
Lineage: Eukaryota; Metazoa; Chordata; Lepidosauria; Squamata; Varanidae
Gene: SLC25A17
Product: solute carrier family 25 member 17
Exons: 10
Coding region: 84-1052 (322 amino acids)
Biological process (GO): transmembrane transport
Cellular component (GO): peroxisomal membrane
Molecular function (GO): FMN transmembrane transporter activity; ATP transmembrane transporter activity; NAD transmembrane transporter activity
Source: RefSeq, a predicted model, not a curated record
GCAUGCAGUUACAGAAGUUCGCUGGUACGGACGUGCCGGAACUGUAGCCAUGGCCGGAGUUCUCUCCUACGAGAGUUUGGUACAUGCCAUGGCUGGAGCUCUGGCGCCCACUCACUGCCUGCCACCCAUGGGUGCCCACUUGCGGCUCAAGGACGAGGCAGGACUUCUGGGUUUGCUUGUUCGGAAGCGUGACUGCAAUGACUGUUUUUUUCCCUUUGGAUACAGCUAGAUUAAGACUUCAAGUUGAUGAAAAAUGCAAAUCGAAAAGAACACACACAGUUCUGUUGGAGAUAAUAAAAGAAGAAGGCCUCCUUGCACCUUAUCGAGGAUGGUUCCCUGUCAUCUCUAGCCUUUGCUGUUCCAACUUUGUCUAUUUCUAUACAUUUAACAGUUUGAAAGCUAUGUGGGUCAAAGAUCAACAUUCAGCUACAGGAAAAGACUUGAUUCUUGGCAUGGUUGCAGGAAUAGUGAAUGUAUUGUUGACAACUCCACUCUGGGUAGUUAACACCCGUCUGAAACUCCAGGGGGCAAAAUUUAAAAAUGAAGAUAUUGUACCAACCAGCUACAAAGGCAUUGUAGAUGCCUUUAACCAGAUAGUAAGAGAUGAAGGAAUUCUGUCUUUGUGGAAUGGUACUGUUCCCUCACUGCUGUUAGUGUUCAAUCCUGCAAUUCAGUUCAUGUUCUAUGAAGGGCUUAAGCGGAAGAUUUUGAAGAAGCAAAUUCAGCUUUCAUCAUUGGAUGCAUUUGUCAUUGGAGCAAUAGCCAAAACAAUUGCCACUACCCUCACGUACCCUUUACAGACAGUACAAUCAAUUUUGCGGUUUGGACAUCACCGACUGAAUCCUGAAAACAAGAGACUAGGUAGUCUUAGAAAUGUUCUCUAUCUUCUUCAACAAAGAAUAAGGCACUUCGGAUUAGCAGGACUCUAUAAAGGGCUUGAAGCAAAGCUGCUCCAGACAGUCCUCACUGCUGCACUGAUGUUCCUAGUCUAUGAAAAGCUUACUGCUGCUACUUUCACAGUCAUGGGAUUGAAGCAUUCACUGAAGAAGUAAAGCAGGGAUUUCUAUAGCACAUUAAGCUUAGAAAAAGAAAAUAUUUCCCAGCGAAAAGAAAGGAACAAUUUGGAGAAUGACUGCAUUCCAUAGAAAGUUUUAUUUCAAAGGCUACAGUACAAUUUCACUAUGUUCUGAGUGACUGUGUAUGAAAGGAAGCUUGAACUGUAUCCUGGAAGUGUUUGCUACCUGUAACUGUAGUCAUUUAAUCAUCUUCUUGGAGAUAGGGAUUUGAGAAGUAAAAUGCAAACAUCCAUUCUAUUCCUUAGACAGGUUCAGUUUCUCAAUCUGUGGGAAUAAGGUUAUUUAUCAUUAUGUGUAAUUUUUCUUGCAUUUUAAAAUAGCUUCCAUAUUCAUUUAUCCAUUUGCUGUCCAAUUGUCUUUUAGGGAUUCGAUGUAUAAUCUUCAUGACUGGCCCAUUAAAAGUCUUCCUGAAAAUAUUCUUUUAGGAUACGCUUAAUUUUAUUUGAUUAGCUAAAGAAAACUGAGUUGUCCUAAAGAGCUGCCUUGUGGUCUAUUUAAUAUUGCUGCUGCCUGUUUUUGUUUUUAAUUCUCCUAGGAUGGUUGUGGCUAUGAGGACUGUUAUAAAUCAGAAUGUACUGUUCCAUGACAGGAAAUGGAUGGAGAAGAUAGGAAAGGGUUAACUCCCACUUCUGUGGAGGAAAGAGUCAAUCAGAUCAAAAGUGUAUCCAGCCAGAAGGGAAGAACCCCUCUCAUUCUUGCACAUUUUCCUUCCAACCAUACAACCUUUUUCCUCUGUGUUUUCUCCUCGUCAGCCCCAGCCUUGUUUUUCCUUCUCUUUUCUAGUUCUUUCCAAGAUUCUAGCCUUGCUGUCCCCUCCCUUAAGCUCAAUAUUUUGCUUCCUUCCCAACCCCUGCCCUUGUUCAUUCUGUCCCCUCUGCUAAAUUUUGCUAUUUCUUUUCCUUCCUUUUCCUUCCUUUUCCUUGCUAUUUUUGUCUCUCCAGUCCAUAGCCUUGCUCUUUUUCUCCCCCUCCCCUUCCUCUCUACCUUCUGGGGGCAGGAAGGCUGCAGCACCAGGUAGGGCACGGAGUGACUGAACCAGAGAGAAUGUUUAUUUAUUUAAAAUAUUUUUACCCCAUCCUACACGGAAAUCAUCCUAGGACGACUUACAAUACUUACGUUGGGAAUAGAAGUAGGGAAACCAGUAUGCUUUCUUGGAAAUUGGUAUUUUGUUGUAUUUUUGUAAAGUCAAGUACAUGGUUUGGCUUAGUGGUUCAGACCCAAUCUCUGCUUGCACUCAGUUUUUGAAUAAGCUGCUUGCUCCUUGCACUAGCCAGGCCCUUAUGAUUGCUGUUUUAUUAUUAGCUGCAUCCUCCUUUUUGUGCUGCUGCUGCUACACAUGGCAGUUUCUCAAAUAAUUGAAUGUUCCUACAGGCCUAAAAAUGAUGGGGACUCCAGUUUGGAUGUAAUGCUAAUGUGUAGUUAUUAAAGAAGUGGAAACAAAAACAAUGCAUCUCUUUUUGUUGUCAUA